AUGUCAUUGAUCCCUCUCCCAAUCGUAGUCUGUGCCCUAGAUGAUCAGAUCGGCAGGCCCGUGUCAGAGCUACUGCUCCCUAAUAUCGAAGUAAUCCAUUUCAUUCAGAGUCUAGAGGCAGCUCAACAAGAGAUUCCCCAUCUUCUCGCCGGCAACGAUCCCAACUCCCCACAUGCCAACAACGUUGGCUCUCACAACUAUCGCCCAGUACGAUCUAUCAUUUUCGGCCGCGGGUUCGACCUGAAGGACAUCGAAGAGCUCCGGCAAAAAGUCGCUGGCAUUGCCCUCGAGCCUGUUAUCUGGAUUGCCGGUGACCGUAAUCGCAAGCUGCCGCCUGGUGCGCAGCCUCCUCCGAACUACCCGCAGAUAGUUGCAGCCGUUGCGUCAAAUUUGUUGAAUUCUUGGAUUGAAGAGGGUGCAUCUGAGGAUAAGAUUAUCUUGUAUCAGAAGCUGUAG
Messenger RNA from Penicillium taxi, 456 nucleotides. RefSeq lists its product as uncharacterized. Bases 1 to 456 code for a protein of 151 amino acids. NCBI's taxonomy places the organism in Eukaryota, Fungi, Ascomycota, Eurotiomycetes, Eurotiales, Aspergillaceae. The record is from RefSeq and is a predicted model, not a curated record. The transcript is spliced from 2 exons.